Molecule: messenger RNA, 459 nt
Organism: Dermatophagoides pteronyssinus (European house dust mite)
Lineage: Eukaryota; Metazoa; Arthropoda; Arachnida; Sarcoptiformes; Pyroglyphidae
Product: replication factor C subunit 1-like
Source: RefSeq, a predicted model, not a curated record
GCGCAAAAAGCGCUGCUGCUCGCGGGCUCGCCGGGAACCGGCAAGACGAGCACCGCGUACUCUGCGGCGGCGCACGCGGACUACCACGUGCUCGAAUUCAACGCGAGCGACGCUCGCAGCCAGUCGCGGCUGCGGCAGCUGCGCGACCUGGUGACGGGCAUUUCGAUUGGGCGCAAUUCGCUGGUGCGCCAAAAGCUGCUGAUUCUGAUGGACGAGGUCGACGGCAUGAGCAGCGGCGACCGCGGCGGCGUCGCAGAGCUCUGCACGCUGAUUCAGCUGAGCCGGCACCCGAUUCUGCUGACCUGCAACGACUGCAACUCGUUGAAGAUGCGGCCGCUGCUCGUGUACGUGGUUGUCAAGCAGCUCUUCUCGGAAGCCGCCGCGUUGACGCCGGCGCGCGCGGCAAGCUACUACUUCACGGACUACAGCGUGAUGCCGCUGUUCGUGGAGGAGAACGGG